Drosophila biarmipes is the source of this 1361-nucleotide messenger RNA. Its product is annotated as dnaJ homolog subfamily C member 17. Bases 186 to 1085 code for a protein of 299 amino acids. Lineage: Eukaryota; Metazoa; Arthropoda; Insecta; Diptera; Drosophilidae. Gene Ontology annotation, cellular component: spliceosomal complex. Gene Ontology annotation, molecular function: nucleic acid binding. The record is from RefSeq and is a predicted model, not a curated record. The transcript is spliced from 2 exons. Gene Ontology annotation, biological process: spliceosomal complex disassembly.
AUUUUGGCUGGGAAUUGUGUUAUUUUCAUUUUCAAGGAAGCAGGCUGCAGUUGUGCAAUUAUCUGUGGCUAUAAAAUCUUUAAAAAUACAUAUUUAAUAAAAUAUUCGUAUAUAUUUAAAGUUGGCGUAGACAAAGAACAGUGGUAAACCUAGUAAAUAUUACUUAAAUAUUUUAGCACAUCGAAAUGGCGAGCAAAAAGUUCAGCGACAUCAAUCUGUACGAUCUUUUGGGCAUUUCCCUGGAGGCCGAUCAAAAUGAGAUACGCAAGGCGUACCGCAAGAGGGCACUCGACUGCCAUCCCGACAAGAAUCCGGAUAAUCCCAAGGCGGUGGAGCGCUUCCACGAGCUGUCCAAGGCGCUGGAGAUCCUCACGGAUGAAUCGGCGCGUGCGGCCUACGACAAAGUGCUCAAGGCCAAGAAGGCGGCGGAGCUGAGGAGUCGCCAGCUGGACGGGAAGCGGCAGAAGCUCAAGCAGGAGCUGGAGGAGCGCGAACGGGCGGCCCUAAACAAGUUGGCCAAGGCCCAGCCGUACAGCACGGUGGCCAAGAGCGAUGAGGAGCUGCUGCAGGAGCAGAUCGAGCGGCUGCGGCGGGAGGGAUCCCGGCUGCUGGAGGAGGAGCAGCGGGCCAUGCAGGAGCAAUUUAGGCGCAAUCACGCCGAGAAACAGAAACUCCUGCAGCAGCCGGCCAAGUUUGAUUCGGCUCAGCAUCGCAUCAAGAUGAAGUGGAAGGCCGAUCCGGGCCAGGAUUACACGCAGGAGCAGCUGCUGAAGUACCUCAAGAAGUACGGCGACGUGGUGGCCCUGGUGGUCAACAGCAAGCGACGCGGACGUGCCAUGGUGGAGCUGGCCACCCGCGAAGCCUGCGACAUGGUGUUGGCCUACGAAAAGGGCGAUCCCGCCAAGCCACUGCACUUCGAAUGGGUAACGCCGCCGGCGGAAGAAAAGAAGCCAUCCCACUCACCCGCCACAGGGAGCACCAGCUCAGCCACCGACUACGAGGACCUAGUCAUGCGGAAGAUGCGGCAGGCCGAGGAGCGGAAGCGGCUAAUCGAGCAGAUGAUGAAGGAGGAGGAGGGCGAAUAGGCUAUUAUUAUUUAGGAUUAUUUUACAUUUAUUAUUUAUUUACAAUUAGCUAACGAUAAGCACAACUUAUAUUAAAAAAAGUAGUUUAAUCUAAGUUGUAUUGAGUUAAAAAAACUAGGAAAAUCAAAAAUUAAGACGUUUAGACGACCCAUACUAGAGUAAAAUAAAUAAAUAUAUACGAAAUUUGGACAAAUAUUUAUAUUUAUAGAUACAAUGAUAACAUCGAAUCUGUAAAACAUUUAAAUUAAUAAAAAACCGAAUUCAGUCAAAAAUAAA